Cheilinus undulatus (humphead wrasse) is the source of this 2658-nucleotide messenger RNA. RefSeq names its product F-box only protein 6-like. NCBI's taxonomy places the organism in Eukaryota, Metazoa, Chordata, Actinopteri, Labriformes, Labridae. Gene Ontology annotation, biological process: glycoprotein catabolic process; SCF-dependent proteasomal ubiquitin-dependent protein catabolic process. The coding region runs from base 347 to 1120 and encodes 257 amino acids. Gene Ontology annotation, cellular component: cytoplasm; SCF ubiquitin ligase complex. The transcript has 5 exons. The record is from RefSeq and is a predicted model, not a curated record. Gene Ontology annotation, molecular function: protein binding; ubiquitin protein ligase activity.
UCAAUUCAUAGGAGUUUGUUCUGGGUAAUUACGUGAUUCAUGGACCGUAUUGAAAACGGUAAAACCGAAAGUGUCUUUUCAUUCAGAAGAAAUUCUUGCUCAUCUCUUACAUGUAUGAAUAACGGCAAAUCUUUAACAUUGUUUUCAUCUCAGAAGUCUCUACCUUGAUUCUUACUUCCGCGUUGUGCAUUUAUAAAGCUUCGUCCGUUUAUGUGAUAGAUUCAUGUGCACAUUACACACGUGUUUACAAGUUAGGUCGUCCAGAAAGGAGUGCAGAAAUCGAGUAAGUUGGUCGUCUUGCUUGUGAAAUAAAAACAACAGUCUCUAGUCCAGGUCUACCUCAGACAUGAAGAGGAAAGCUAACGCUAUGGAUGCAACUCUCUGCUCGAAUUCAGCCGAAAGGCGAAGUGAUACUGAUUCAACAUGGAUUUCAGAGGAACAAUUGUUCUCUGUUCCCCUGGAGAUCCUAGGUGAGAUCUUCCUAAAUCUCCCUCCCCAUCAGGUGGUUUGCAUCUGUCGCUUAGUGUGCCAUCAAUGGAAAGAAGUGGCCGACAGUGAAUCACUGUGGAAACAGAGAUGUAGACGAGAAGGAUAUCACCUCUGUGAUCCCUCCGAAAUCCCCAAAGACUGGAGGUUGUUUUACUUUUUGUGCAAGAAGAGAAGAAAUCUUCUCAAGAAUCCAAGAGGAGAGUGUAAGAAUCUACCAAGCCACUUUAAUCAUCAGAAAAUGAGGUACUGGCAUAAAACUCACAAUGGUGGUGAUCAGUGGGUAGUAGAGAAAGUAAUGGAGCCGCAUCCUAAUGAGGUCGUCAAGAAAAACUUUGUGACCUCUUAUGGGUACGCUCCACGAUUUGACUGUGGCAGUGAAUAUGGGAUUCGUGUAGAAUUGCUAAACAAUGAAAAGAAACCCAUCCAGACUUUUGCUCCUAAGAAAAUCUACUUUAAGCAGUGGGAUGAUCAGCAAUGGCACCAGAUGACGCAUGUUUUCAAGAACUAUGGACCUGGAGUGAGAUUCAUCCGUUUUUCUCAUGGAGGAAAGUCCACGCUGUACUGGGCAGGGUGGUAUGGGAUUCGUGUGACUGACAGCAGUGUUGAGAUUUGUCCAGCAGGGGACACGUAGCACUGUUAGAUUCCUUGAAUACCUGCGUCCCAUCUUCAAUAGUCCCUAUCUGCAGGCUCACAGGCAGCAGUUUCAGGACCGCAGGUUCAGGACCAUAGAACUAGGACCCGUGUUUUGCCACAACAAUGCCACCCAGCGAAGUGGAGGAGCAUUGCAAUUAAACAAGUGACAACAGGUUCAGAUGGACCGCAGAUUCAAGAAAGUAGAACCAGGACCCGGGUUUCUCGCUGCAGCGCCAUCCAGCAAAAUCAAAGAACAUUGCAAUUGAUUUGCUUGAGGUAACACGACUUUGAUAGGCGGGAAUUUGAAGUUUACUUGAAGUCCUUUUUUGUGAUUAGUAUUUUUUUUUUCCCCUUUUAUUGAACUGUUUUAUUCAUUGAUUGAUAUAUUUAUUUCGAUCGUGUAAAUGACAACUUAAAAACAGUUAAAAUAUAAAAAAUAAGUGAACAUCAAGAAAUGAAAACAAAACAAAACAGUAACUUGCUCAGCAAAUUCUGAAGCAUCUCAGUUUACAUGAGACACAGGAGUAGGAAGAAGUAUAAACUUAUCUAAUCCUACCCCUUUAAAUUUUACUACACAUCUUAACUGAAAUCAUAAUACUGUCUCAAAUUUACCAAUAAUUUUGAAACCUGUAAUGUGAAUAAACAAUAUAUUACUCAUACAGAAAAAAUACAUUUUUAAAUUCAACGUACCUCCUUUACAAAUAUAUGUACCAUAUCCUGCAACAUUUUAAUCCAAAUAGCAAGCAAGCACGUUGUGGUAAUUAUUUAUCAACAUACCUCUGGAGAAUCAUUUCUUUAUGUCUCUUUUAAACAGAAUUAUGCUCAAAUGUUUUUAAUUUUAGUACUUAGUCUGUUCCACAGUUUUACUCCACAAAUGGUGAUACAGAAACUUUUCUUUGUUGUGCAAACACUGGGAACCUUUAGAUUUGAUUUCUCUCUUAAAUUAUAACCUCCCUCUCUUUCAUUAAACAUUUUCUGAAUACCAUUUUUGUUAGCAGAUAAUUCCUUGCUUUAUAUAAUACUUGAGCUGUUUUUAUACUCCACCAAGUCAAAAAAUUUUAGAGUUUUGGAUUUAAAAAAAUAACUCACUGGUGUGUGCCCCAUAGUCAACAUUAUGAAUAAUUCCUGUUGCUCCUUUUUGCAGUGUGAAAAGUGACUGAAGUGUUUCUCCAUGCCUCUUUACAGUAAAUUAAAUAAGGAAGAAUCAGUGAAUUAUACAGAAUGUAGAGUGAUUAUUGAUCUAGGUCAUGCUUUGCUUUAGCCAGGACUGAAAUGCUGCGAGACAGUUUGGAUUUGACAUAUUUAAUGUGAGGUUUCCAGAUAAUUUUGUCAUCUAUUAUCACUCCCAGGAAUUUCUUUCCAUUUACUCUUUCAAUGUUUACACCAUCUAUUUGUACCUGUAUUUGAUUGUGUGUUUUACAGUUUCCAAAUAACAUGAUUUUUGUUUUGUUCAGAUUUACUGAUAAUUUAUUUUUGUCAAAACAUAUUUUUAUUUUACUUAAUUCUGAAUGUUAACAUCGAAAAGUUGCUGCAAAU